Molecule: messenger RNA, 777 nt
Organism: Thermothelomyces thermophilus ATCC 42464
Lineage: Eukaryota; Fungi; Ascomycota; Sordariomycetes; Sordariales; Chaetomiaceae
Exons: 1
Coding region: 1-777 (258 amino acids)
Source: RefSeq, a predicted model, not a curated record
AUGUACUCCUCCCUUGGUUCCGCGGUGCUCGCCGCGCUGUGCCUCCUGCCUUCCACCUCGGCGGCUCUCAAGACCGUGCCGAACGGCCCGAACAAACUGGACGAGUGCCCGGCAUGCCCGCGCAUGUACACGGCCCUGGUUCAAUGCCAGAAGAUCGAACAGCCGGACGGCUCAUGGGCCAAGGUCAAUGACUGCAUCUGCGUCCCUGGUUACGACGGCUGGUACCCUUACCUUGACGCGUGUCGCGAAUGUCUGGCAACCGGCACCGACGACUUCUUCGGCAACAUGGGCAGGCUGAUGACCCAGCUCUACGGCGCCUGCCGCGACGGUCCCAGCGGCAACAUCACGAGCAACGGGCUCAGCCUCUGCGUGGGCAGCAGCGACUACGAGAGCUGCAUCUCGCUCAAGGAUGCCUCGCACGGCGACAGCUGGGCCAGCUUCCGGGGGCUUACCGAGAAGUAUCAGGUCCUCCCCAGCAGCAACCGGACCCAAACACUCAAUCUCGCGGCGCUGGAGGAGGAAGAGGACCCCUCGACUGCUUCCGCCAGCACCACCAAGCCGCCAGCAUCCUCCAGGACGUCCGAGACCGCGUCAGCAACCGGAACGAGCAGCGAGGCUCCGUCCAACACGGUUGCUUCGCAAACCAGCACCACUGCUGCCGCCACUGCUGCCGCCACCGAAAGCCCAUCCUCGGCCGCUCGGAUGAGCUACGAGUCUCGGGCGGGAUGCAUUGUGGGCAUCUCGAUCACUGCCGGUAUUGUUGGCUUGCUAGCCUGA